UUCCCGACCUGCCCCGCGCCGGCCGCCAACCGCCGCGUUUGAAUCAAGUCGGCGCUCGGCGGCUGCGGCGGCGGGAUGGGCGCUUCGUCGUUGCCCCCCGCCUGGCAGCUCUACCUCAAGGACCACCGCGUCUCUACGUUCAAGAACUGGCCGUUCCUGGAGGGCUGCGCCUGCACCCCGGAGCGGAUGGCCGAGGCCGGCUUCAUCCACUGCCCCACUGAGAACGAGCCCGACUUGGCCCAGUGCUUCUUCUGCUUCAAGGAGCUGGAAGGCUGGGAGCCGGAUGAUGACCCUAUAGAGGAGCAUAAGAAGCAUUCAUCUGGUUGUGCUUUCCUUUCCGUCAAGAAGCAGUUUGAAGAAUUAACCCUCAGUGAAUUUUUGAAACUGGACAAAGAGAGAGCCAAGAACAAAAUCGCAAAGGAAACCAACAGUAAGCAGAGAGAAUUCGAAGAGACGGCAAAGAGAGUGCGCUGUGCCAUCGAGCAGCUGGCCGCCGCGGAGUGACCCCGCCGCCAUCCCGCUGCCGGGCGAGCUGCUCCCCGUGUGGGGCGCGCUCCCUGCCGGGACCUUGCCCAGCGCCUUAGGGGACAGGAACACCCACGAUUUGAAAUUAGAAUAUUUAAGCUAGACUUUUGCUUUUUUCUUGAAAGCAGUGCCGGGGCUGCUUCUCUUCGGGCAGCUGGUGCCGCUGAGUCCAGGAACCGAUUCUCUCAUUUUUCUUCGGUAGUUUUUGUGUGGUUGGUUCCUGGGCUCCUGGGGGUGAGAAGAUGAGCAGCGUGUUCUCACCAGCGGAGCCCUCCCGCGCGCUGCGUGGGCUUCAGGCUGACAGCCGGCUGUGCAGCCUGAGAUCUGCUGCCGGAACGUAAUCAUAGGUCUGUUGCGGCUGGACAAAUAGAGAAUUAAGGAUACCAUUUUAGAUUUUAUCUGUCUGAUAAUCUGAAUCUAUGGUGCUCAUU
This is a messenger RNA of Lutra lutra (Eurasian river otter), 956 nucleotides long. It is a transcript of the gene BIRC5, whose product is annotated as baculoviral IAP repeat containing 5. The transcript is spliced from 4 exons. Bases 76 to 504 code for a protein of 142 amino acids. Lineage: Eukaryota; Metazoa; Chordata; Mammalia; Carnivora; Mustelidae. The record is from RefSeq and is a predicted model, not a curated record.